CAGUGUAGAAAGUGCAAACAAAACGAAUAGACGUAUGUAGGUGUAGUACAAUAAUCGUAGUAAACAUAACUUUGAUAUUGUCAACAUGAAUUUGGAAUUAUUAGAAUCAUUUGGGCAAAAUUAUCCAGAGGAAUUUGAUGGUACAUUAGAUUGUAUAUCUCUUGCUGUAACAUGUACAUUUAAUAAGAGAGGAACACUACUUGCCGUUGGAUGCAAUGAUGGAAGAAUUGUAAUCUGGGAUUUUUUAACUCGUGGUAUAGCUAAAAUUAUUAGUGCUCAUGUUCAUCCUGUUUGUUCGUUGAGUUGGUCUAGAAAUGGUCAUAAGUUGUUAAGUGCUUCUACAGAUAAUAAUGUAUGUAUAUGGGAUGUUCUAUCGGGAGAAUGUGAUCAGAAAUAUAGAUUUCCUUCUCCGAUACUAAAAGUGCAGUUUCAUCCUAGAAAUCUCAACAAAUUUCUGGUAUGUCCAAUGCGACAUGCUGCUGUUAUGGUCGAUGUUGAAGGAACACAUAGAGUUAUACCGCUUGAUGAAGAUAGUGAUUUAAACAUAGUAGCGUCAUUUGAUAGACGCGGGGAUUAUGUAUACACAGGGAAUGCUCGUGGUAGAAUUUUAGUUUUAGAUGCUGAGACAUUAACUGUGAAAGCUUCUUACAAAAUAACACAGGGUACAGCUAGUAAUACAGCAGUGAAGAGUAUAGAAUUUGCGCGACGAGGCUCCUGUUUUUUAGUAAAUACAUCUGAUAGAGUAAUACGUGUAUAUGACAGUACAGAAAUAUUGGCAUGUGGCAAGGAUGGUGAACCUGAGCCAAUUCAAAAAUUGCAAGAUCUUGUAAAUAAAACCAUGUGGAAAAAAUGUUGCUUUUCGGGUGAUGGAGAAUAUGUAUGUGCUGGAUCAGCGAGACAACAUGCAUUGUAUGUGUGGGAGAAAAGUAUUGGAAAUUUGGUGAAAAUUUUACACGGAACUAAGGGCGAGCUUUUACUCGAUGUUGUGUGGCAUCCAGUGAGACCAAUAAUUGCAUCCAUAUCAUCAGGUGUAGUUUCUAUUUGGGCACAAAACCAGGUGGAGAAUUGGUCUGCGUUUGCACCAGAUUUCAAAGAAUUAGAUGAAAAUGUUGAAUACGAGGAAAGGGAAAGCGAAUUUGAUUUGAGUGAUGAAGAUAAGUCUGUGGUACAGGGAGAAGAGGCACAGGAUGAAGAAAUAGAAGUUGAUGUAGCAUCAAUUGACAGAGUUGCUGCAUUUUGUAGCUCUGAUGAGGAAACUGAAGAUAUUGGUUCUCUUCAAUUUCUACCUAUAUCCCCAGAUGUGGAAGAUUCUGAAGACAAUCAAGUGACAUCACAUGAAGUGCCAAUAAAGAAACAUCGUUCGCAUGAUAUAGAUUUACAGGGGGCACCAAUUGAUGAAACUCAUCCUUUGUUAAAUAAAGGAAAGGAUAAACCAACCACAAAAAAAGGAAGGCCACGAUUAGAACAUAAAAAAGGAAAAUAAUUUAAUAUAUAAAAUAUCGAUAACAAUUAAAAAUUAAAUAUAACAAAAAAUAUUUAGGAGAUUGUUUUGACGAAAUGUAAACAAAUUGUAUAACAAAUGUGAAAUUGAUUACAAAUGAAUCAAUGAAUAUAUGUGCAAAUAUAAUUUAUAUAA
This is a messenger RNA of Cataglyphis hispanica, 1636 nucleotides long. RefSeq names its product retinoblastoma-binding protein 5 homolog (gene Rbbp5). Lineage: Eukaryota; Metazoa; Arthropoda; Insecta; Hymenoptera; Formicidae. Gene Ontology annotation, cellular component: Set1C/COMPASS complex. The record is from RefSeq and is a predicted model, not a curated record. The transcript has 7 exons. Bases 86 to 1483 code for a protein of 465 amino acids. Gene Ontology annotation, molecular function: protein binding.